CGUGCCGCAUUCAGUCGGUGGUUCUAGUGUGAGUUGUCAGUGGUGUGGCCUGCUCACCCUCAGACAGCGCUCACAACUGCUCCGUGUUGCCUUCUGCCUUCUCGUGGACGGAGGGAGCGAGCAGAUUCCUUCAUCGUCCUUCCUCACUUUCCUCCUGUCUUCUUUCCCUCUGCCUCUCAGUUGUGGAGUCGGAAAAAUGUACGAGUUUUACAAACAGUAAAUGCCGACGCCACAGUAAUUCGGAUGUCAUCGCUGUGAACCACUUUCUCAAUCUUCGUGAGUGUGAGCGCGUGUGUGUCUCUGUGUGUUCGCCUGCGUUUUCUAUCGAUCGUUGAAACGCCAGCAGGUGUUUGUGGAUUGUCGCGGUUUGUUGUUUUUUUUUUAAUACUUCCAAACUUUCCCCAUUUGUAUCCGAAUUUAAUCGGGAGGAAUUGUUGUGGUGGUUAUAAAAGUUAAUCCCCUCCGUGUGUAGACGCACGCGCAGGUUGAUUCAACGACGCCAAGCGUGUGUUCGUGUGUGAGUGAGUACGUUCACCUUUCGGAGCGCGGGAAGAACGCUCUUUUUCGGUGGGAUUUAGAAUUUUGUGUGCACACAAGAGAAGUUUGCCUGCAGUUUUUGGCGCCUGCUGAUAGAUAGAACGGCUCUAUUAGAUCUUCGACGAGUUGAGAGCCUCAGUUUUACAUUGGCACUCGGCUUUUGCUCUGAAGACUUUGAAUUACGAAACAGUUCGUCUUGUGCACGGAAACAGGAUAAUGCGUUUGCCUGUAAGUACUUCGAUUGGGGAUUUGCUUUCUCUAUGAAGUGCUGACUCAGACAAAAGCGUUUCUGAUGCGCCUCUCGGAAGGAAUUCACCAUAUUGUAUUAUUCAAUAUUUCGUUGGAUACGACGCGACAAAGACCGAGGUGAAUUCCUCCCUUAGUCCCAACGUGAGAUAUCUGUGCUGGACAGUUCUUCGCUAGUCUUUCACAAGACGAGAGAAAAGUCUCUCUGCAAAGUCUGUAUAGGAAGAUCACCUUGGACAGGCUUUGGAUACUGACUUUCGGUAGACGCUAGAGUCUGUCCACUAAGGUAGCAAAGAGAGAUCAUUUUAGGUGGUGUGGAAGUACUGACCAAUCAUUGUGGGCGGUGUGGAAGUACUGACCAAUCAUUGCAGGCGGUGUGGAAGUACUGACCAAUCUAUAGGGAAAUCUCCGGACGCUGCCCACAGUCUCCUCCGAGACUGAGCAUGGAUAUUGUUCUCCGUCCGCUACACUGAACAUGGAUCACAUCGACGUCAUAACGGACUGCCGCGUCAAGAACGGUGACGUCACGGCCAAUGGCCGGUCGUCGUCCAAGCAGCGAUCCACAGACCCUUUCCUGGCCCUGGGCCCGGAGUUCUCCUCCUCCUUUGGAUCUAGGCGGGACUCGAACACAAACACCAAGACAUGCGAGUACAUCACCGGCCUCGGGGUGAGAGCAGACGGAAAGCCGUUGAAACGGCAGAGGAGCAACCGAUCGACUCGCAGCACCACCUCCUCAGCCCGGCGACGACAGAAUGAAGACGGCUGUGUCGUAUGUCUUCGUGGCACCUUGCACUGCUACAAUGUCUUCAUCUUGAUUGUCGGAUGUGCGUCACUGGGGAUUGGGAUAUGGUUGCUGGUCACCGACUUCGGGGCCCGCAAGGUGACGCCCAUUGUGGACAACCAGAUGUAUGAAGUGACCACCUAUCUGCUGAUUGCUGGUGGUGGGGCCGUUGCUCUGCUUGCCUUCUGUGGUUGUUGUGGUACCAUACGAGAAGACAAGUGUGUGCUAUCUUUUUAUGGAACUACGUUAGCCAUAGUGCUCAUUGUGCUUGGAGCAGCGUGUGGGAUAGCUUUUUUCUUCAGAAAUGCAUUGGCAGCUAAAAUACAAGACCGGAUGCGAGAUACGCUGACCUGGCACUAUGGUCUGAAUGUUCACAGCAACUCUGAGAACCGUAGGAUCACAGACGCGUGGGACGCCAUGCAGAGGCAGCUCAAGUGCUGCGGUGUGGUGGGUGACGUCAACACCUUAGAGUCCUGGGGCUAUUACUUCACCAAAACUGAGUGGUACGACAAGUCCAAGAAGAAGAAAGAGAGGCAGCGUGUGCCUGAAAGCUGCUGUGCCCCAGGUGAUAUCAACAUGUGCAUCGGUCUGAGUGACUUUGCCGGCCCACCAAGAUUCCUCCAAGGUCACAGCGAGGACAUGAAAAAGAAGAAUCCAUACCUGUACACAGAUGGCUGUUAUGAGUCUUUGAUAGAAUACUUGAGGACCUACUCUGCUGUGGUGGGGGCGGUCGCAGCCGUUGUGCCUGUGUUUCUUGCAUUUGGCAUCGUCAUCUCGUUCUGCCUGUGUGCGCGGGUGACGGGCUACGCCCACGAUGAUGAAGUGGACUUAUAGCACGGACUCUCCUGUUCCUGCCACUGCUGUGUCUCUGUCGACUGGGCCCCAGGGGGCACUGUCAGCACAAGGGUCUGGUCCGAUGCAUCGCUACGCCGUACAUAGCUGGGGGAAUGUGUGGUUUAGAGCUUUGAACCUGUGUGUGUGUGUGUUUAAAUGAAGAAGGAGUAGAAGAGCAUGAGAUACAUGUUUAUAAAUGUGUACUGGUAUCUGCAUGUAUGUUUUUGUUUGUGUGUAUGACGGUGCCCCGUAUUAGUGCCACCCAGUGAUCGGACAGCUGCGUGCAUUGUGGGAUAGUGGAGUUGCCACAGACCCAGAGAGGCAGUAUUUGCUUGAGAUGGAAAGUUUUUGUAAUCGUUUGGGGGAAGUUAUUGUUUUGGUCUUUCUCUGAACCGUUCAGGCUGGAACGCACUGGUGAUAUAGGCAGCGGCUUGUCCCUCUCAUGUCAUGGAAUGCAAUAUGAGAAACUUUUUGUCUGAGUUGGAAGUUGACCUCACUACUGAGGGUGUCGAGUUAAGUGUGUGUGUGUAUGUGUGUGGGGUUCAAACGUAUGCAGGUUUUAGAAGUUUGUCUUAAGGUUUUUGGUGCCCCUGUGGGAGGAGGCGAGUUGAUUAACCGCUGUGACAGGACUCCGGCGAGCGCCUUGACAAGGAGGCUACUGCGUAUGUCCAUGCCUUUUGAAGUGACCAGCAAGCCAGUGUAGCACAGGGCAAGAUGGAAAGAGAGGCAGACCAGUGACAGGCAGGCAGGAAUCCGUGGCACUUUCGCAAGUCAACAAAACCACGUCAGAGUGGAUGUUUUCUUUUCUUUUUUUCCCCCCUGUCCAAAUGACAGUGUUCUGGAGCAGCACAAACUGCCUGAUAGUGCAGCUGCCAUUGAGAGCUCUUCCGUACUGGGAUCAGCUGGGGCAGCCUUGUGGCCAGUACAGAAGAGAAAGAAAGAGAGAGAAUCAUGUCACUUCUCUUUAUUAGAGAUACAGCUACUGAGAGAAAAAUAAAAAGUCAUUAUGAAACUUUAAAAGAAAUCUAUUGUGAAGAUCUAAAAAAAGUAUCAGAAAGUGGUCUUUGUGAAGAUGAAUACUUUUCUCUUUUUUAUUCGUUAGGCUUGGAUCCAAGGUCAGUCAAGAGAAUGUGAAUAUUUGUAUUAAAAAAUCCGAUGGAGUCCACUAAUACCAUGCUCAGUUAAUCCUAAAACAGCAGAUGUCCGAAUGAAAUAGAAUCGAUUAUUUUUAUUUCUUAGCCUUUUCAGCAAUCUUUUGAAAUUGGAAACAUGACUAAACUAAAGAAGAUCUGGCAGUCCCACCAAUUUUGGUUUAAGUGGACUCUGCUGUAAUAUUAUAUCUCCUUGAUUCUCCAUACCCCUCCCUUCUGGCGUAGAGAAAUGUUCUUACUGAAUGAAAACCACACUGCCUGUACAAUAGGCUACCCCAGUGACCUUUAGAUUUCGAGCAGACAAAUUUGUAGCAGGGACAGUCAGAUGUUUUCACAUUACUAUUUGUGUAACCUUUGGUUGUCUCGCCUCAGGUUGCCUUUAUGAGACAGGAACUAUCUUGUCAUUGUGGGGUAAUGAAGCUCUCAGCCAUGCCGCAUAUGUUUGGUUCCCUGAGAGUGGGGAGAUUUGGAGGCUAAUGUGUUCUUGACUGAGCCUUGAGAAACCCACCUCAGACUUUAGUUUCUUUCUUUUCAAACUGAAGCGUGAUGCGAAGUGUUUGCCAUAUUGGAAAACUAAGUAAGUUUCUAUUAUACUACAUUCCAAGUUCUAGCAAUGUUUACCUUCCUCUGUUACCAUUCAUAAAAUGUACACAUUUCCUUUGUGCUAUGUACGUGUUGUGUCUGUGUGGGAGAUAAAUGUGUGUGGGAUAAGGAAUGUUAUAUUAUGUUUGUAGUUAAAAGAAUCAUGAUAUGGAUUCCAAGUCUCACCUUGUCGCUGCCUGAGGUGUAUAGGCUUACUGUGUUGAUUGUUCUCUUUUGAAGUGAUGUUCUUCACAACACUGCUUACAAGCUGUGAGACGUACGUAAACUGGCAGUAUUUGCCUAUGUCUUUUCCAUUUUCACAUUCUACAUGCUGGGGAGAGUUGCGCAAGUCAUUUUGUCUACAUUUCUGCCUGACACGUUGUGAUGGUCUCUCUCUUUCUCAUGGGUCAACUUGUGCGCGUUGUCACAGACGUCUUUGCUAAACUAUGUUACUUGUUUUUCCCUGCUGGUCUCCGGUCCCUACCUACUCGUAUUUUCCACAUCUUGUUUCUAAAGUUUCAUGUCUCACUCUAUGUGUCUCUUUGAAGAAACUUCCUCAGUGUUGGGCACUUUUGCUUCAGGUAGACUUAGCGAGGUUUGCACCGGUCCAUCUCCUUCCACCCUGUCCUUUUUGUUUUGUCUUUUGAAUAUGAACACACUGAACUGAGAGCAUGAGGAUGGUAAAAGUUAAGACUCAUAUAUGGGUUUAGGGUGGGGGACAUGGACAAGGUUGGGCAGCUAGUCUAGUUUCUAAGACUAGCAUGGACCAUUGGAUCAGAGAUACUCGUCUCCUGUCUCCUUUCUCCUUGUAUAACCCCAGAAGCUGUCGGCAGCGUGCACUUGUCAUUGGCUUGAGGCCGUGAGCUUUUCACAUUUUGCUUGACAUUUUUGCAUCACAUAACAUGUAAUUUUCUGUUUAUUUUGCGGUUUCCUUUUUCAUCUGUUUAUGUACAUAUGGGAAAAGUGCUGAAUUUUGAUAUAGUGCUUCGACUUCAAAACUUUUCGAGUCAAGAGUCAAAAGGUUCCAUCUAAUGUGAAUAUAUAUAACAUUGUGUGAUGUCCUGCUACAAUGCAUGCUAUGUCCUUCCUAUAAAGGGCAAGUCCUGCCUGUUGUCAUGUUAUGUAAUGCAUGCAUAUGUAGUCAGCUAAUUUGACAGAAAGAGAGAGAGUGAGAAAGAAAGAAAGAUUAGGGUAGUUUGGGAAAAUAAACAUGUUUCUAAUCAACUGACCUUACUAUUCAAAUGGACUGCUCAAUAUAAGACUUUCAUCAUAUGUCACUUUUCAUAAUGACAUAUGGUGGAGUCUUACAGGAAGCAGCCGAACUGUAAAUGAUUCAGGGGGUACCCUACUAUUUACCCAGUGUCCACUCUAUCAGUCAACCAAAAUCCUGAGUCUGGCAUUUCCACUUUCCCUACAGGCGAGAGUUGGUAGGACUUCAGUGCUAAUCAUGCUGAGAAAUCAGAAUCUUUUCCCUCCCCCAUCAGUUUAUGUCAUUGUGAGUAUCCAUAUCACAGGGUGUUUAAGUCUUGUGUUUGUGUGUAUGUAUGUGUGUGUGUGUGGGGGGAGGGGGGGGAGACAGAGAGAGAGAAAGAGAAGGAAGACUGUUGGGGUUGUUUGAGGCAAUGCAUUGUAUUCUGAAUGAGACAGCUAUUUUUGAUUUUUAUAAGAAAAUAACUAUAAACUUAAAUUUGAACUUUGCUACAUUGUGAUUUGUUGACUGUCAUAUAUUUUGUUGCAUGCUUAUUGGCUUUGAAUUAUAUCAAUUUACAGUUCAUUUUUGCAGUGGUGCUCAUGUGUUUAGCCAAGUAUUCUGUUUGUUUCCCUGCAAGUAGGAUUGUUGUAAGGUAUUUUGCCGUGCUGUUGACUUAGCUAGGGUUUUGGGACAAGAAGUCUGAAGUUCCAUGUUGUUAUUGGGGUGCCAGCUUUUCAUUCUUUACCGGUAGUUCAAGCAGUGGUCUCUGUUAGGUCUGGACAUAACAUUGAAUGUCCCUGGCAGGUUUAGUGAGUUGUUGGUUAAGUGGACUCUGUAUGUAGAGGUCUUUCCCACCACAAAGAAUUGUCAAUUAUAUCAGCAUUAGUUACCUUGUUUUAUAAUUUAUAGGUUGUUUUUUCAUGAUCAACUGUGGGUUUUGUCAAGUGUAUUUUCCAUCUAAUAUUUAAGACACCCAUGAUGGUAGCUAUUUAGGUAUUAGUUCUCAUAUCAUCGGCCAGCUCUUCAGAUGUACUAAACCCAAACGGAAUUUUUUUAAAAUGUUUAUAGCAGUUUUCUUAAUCUGUGAUGUCAGUUACGUUUGCUCGGAAAUUCUUUGGUGAAAUCCAGAUUCUAAAUUUGGAUUAAAGCAAAAAAAUAUAUAAUGAUAAAAAUAUAGGUAGGCCUACAAUUUUUAAAGGAAUGAAAUUUUGUUUCUCUCUCCUGAAAAAUGUUGCUCUCUGGGCUUAGAACAGUUGGACAGCUUGACGAUGAUACGUUUUUUUGUUAUAAUCCAAUCUGCCAGAUUUGCUAUGGCUUGUUGCUUGCACCGUCUCUGUACAUAUCCUGUACCUUUGACCCCAUGCACAAGGUGGGGUUGAGUGACUGAUUUAUCUUCAUGAUGCCAGUAUCGACUUGUGACGAGGAGGUUCAGGCCUCUGCUUUUUCGAGUGCUUGGUCAGUGGUGAUGAUGCCAACACGGCCUUGAUGUGUUUUUGACUGUGAAUAGUAGGGUUUGAAACUGUUGAUGACUCCAAAGUUAACUUUAUCCAUGCCUUGAAUGUGGAGGGAGUGGGAAGCAUAAAUAAAAUACAAAUUCACAAUUUAUGGGACCGUUUAGCUCUCUGAAGACCUUAAGGGUUCUAUCUGCGAUUAGUUUUUGUUGUAGGUGGAAGCUUUUGGUUGGGAGAGCUGAUUUAAGUGGUCACAAGCUAUUCAUGAUGAAGCUUGGUAGUUGAAAUAAAGAUUUCUUCGGCAAACUGUUCAAAUGUACCAUGCCUUAAAUUUUGAAAACGUUUUAAAUUGCUGUUUCUUAAUCUAUGGUGUGGGCUGCAUGUGUUUAAGAAAUAUUUUGUCGAAAUUCAAAUUCUAAAUGUUGGGAAAAAAAGAAUUAAAAAGCAAGAAAAUGCAUCGAAGGUAUAAAUCUACAUUUGUAAUAUUUUAGAAAAAUACAUUUUUUUCACUCUCCUGAAAUAUUUUGCUUUUUGGACUUAUUGCAUUUGAACAAAUUGGUGGCUAUUGGCUGCUGUCUUUAAAUAGUAACUGUUUUCUCCAGCCACUGUUGGAGUCAUCAUCAGUUUUGUGUGUUGAGUGCAGCAGCCACAGGUGGCUAUCAGCCUUCUUUUCUAGUGUGAUAUCACUUACUCCAGAAUUUGUAGCAACUGAGGUCUUGUGAGUGCGUGUGUGUGUGUGUGUGUGUGUGUGUGUAUGUAUGCAUGUGUUUGAGUGAGAGUAAGUAUAAGUAAGAAGGAUUAUUUUUUUUCUAUGGCCCCAUCACAAACGUCGUGGGUAAGUUUUAUGGAAUCUUUAUCAACGCACAGCAACAAAUAAGAGGUGAAGUUAAGCAGAUCGAAUCUACAUUAUUUGACUACUUUUCAGGGAACAAAACUGCAGGCCAAAUAUCUGUAAAGCCGAGUGUCCAUUGCGGAUGGGAUCGGUUCGGGUCGGGUUGAUCGCCCGACUCGUCCCCUGAAAACAAAAGCGUCUGUUUUUGAGGCGACGAGUCGGGCACAAUCAGCUUGUGCCAUGAUAGCCGCUUUGUGCCCUCAAUCUGGCUAGCAAACCGCCCCGACCAGACCUGAUCCCCCAAUGGGCACGCUGUAUAACUUUUGCAUAGGGUCACACUGUCUGGGUAGACCUUUGUUUAUCACAUGCUCCAGUCACUUGAUUUUGUGGUUUUCGUUUGGCUGGUUUUAUAUAGAAUGGUAGGCCUAUAUGAAAAUUUUUUGGUUCUAUUUUGACCUUUACCUCUUUUAAGUAUAGUACACUUAUGCCUUAUUUUUUAAGAUCAUGCACUCUGAAAAAAAGUGAACGUUUGUUUGCAAGUCAGAAAUCAUGCUUGCAGCUCACAGUAAACAUCUUUUGUAGGACAAUAUUUUGUUAUAUGUGGUCUGUUCUGACCUCAGAUCUUUCUUGCGGGCUUUAAGUUACCCUGCAGCAGUGUGACACAUUCUGCCCCAUCGAUCACAAUCAGAACGAUGUUUGAUCAACAACUGUACUUAAUACUUCGGCUGAAUGUUUCCAGGUCUAUAUAUAAUAAGCACAUAUUAUGGUAAUCAUGUCUGUUUCGAUGACAGAUUUUUUUUCUUUUUUUUUUUUUUUUUUUGCUUGGUGGAAGGGUCUGGCUGUUGUACCAGAAAAAGUAAUGUACUUUUUACAGUUAUAUUAUUGGUGGUUUCUUUGUUGUUUUUUAAAGAAUCUUUUCAAACUUUUGAAGACAAUAAUGAUUUUGAUGUGGAAGUGUGUGAUGACAAGAGCUGGCGUGGUGUAGGAGCAAACAGAUGUGAUGUUAGUGGGUGUGACUAUCUCUGUACUGGGCUGUGUACUGUCAAACAAGAACAUGGUACUGUAUUCCAUCAUGUCAAGGUCACACAUGUAGACUGAGCACAAGGAUAUAUAUUAUAUAUCAAUUAUUGUACAUUUUACAUGUUGAUGAUUAAUUUUAGUCUUUUUUUUUUCUUUAUGAAGCAUGUUACUGAGGAUGAUCAUAAAGCAUGUAUCUAUGUCACCAAGAUAUGAUGCCAGGUGUAAGGACAUUUUUUUAAAAUUCAAUAUAUCCAUUGUGUUUAUACUCCAUUUAUAUAAUAUGAAUAAUCACAGAGAGUCAUGAUAAGAAGUUCACAAGUAGAAUACAUGUACACUGACCAUUCACAUCGCAAUCAGAUGUUUGUUUGCCAAGUAUAUUGCUGUGUCAGGCGAUGAUUCCAGCGUGUGAGCUGACGUGUAGCGGACACCUCUCUCAACUUUCUCACCUGUUUUUGACUUGAUUCAGCGAUGUCUGCCAGUAAAUAAGAAACCAUCUAUUCCCUAUCAUAUCCCCCCCCCCUCUCCCUCUCACCCCACUCCCCACUGUCCAUCAUGUAAAUAUUGUGAACAAGUCAAUAAGUGAUUUUUUUUCAUGGAUGGACACAAGGUUGCAAGACUGAUGAUUAAAUAUUUUGAUAUGAACUGAC
Molecule: messenger RNA, 9273 nt
Organism: Aplysia californica (California sea hare)
Lineage: Eukaryota; Metazoa; Mollusca; Gastropoda; Aplysiida; Aplysiidae
Product: tetraspanin-18
Exons: 10
Coding region: 1259-2398 (379 amino acids)
Cellular component (GO): membrane
Source: RefSeq, a predicted model, not a curated record